This is a messenger RNA of Sinocyclocheilus grahami, 1576 nucleotides long. RefSeq lists its product as uncharacterized. The coding region runs from base 96 to 920 and encodes 274 amino acids. The record is from RefSeq and is a predicted model, not a curated record. Lineage: Eukaryota; Metazoa; Chordata; Actinopteri; Cypriniformes; Cyprinidae. The transcript is spliced from 5 exons.
UAUCUUAGGCUACUUUCGUUUUGCCGUGUUCAAACAGAACGGGCUUCUGUUUCCACAGAAAUCUGCAUUAGUUUCUCAGAAGACAGAUCGUGGAAAUGACUAACUUCUUCAUUGUGGUCCCUGUGUGCGUUUUUUCACUUGGUGUUUUUGUGGAUGAUGUAAACGGAGUGUCAGUGUCUGUGAUGAAGGGAGAUUCAGUCACUCUACACACUGAUGCUGAAACAAACCAACAUGAAAAGAUUAAAUGGUUUUUUAAUAACAUUCGCGUCGCUCAAAUCACUGGAGAUCUCCGAAAGAUCUGUACAGAUGUUCAGUGUAAUGCAGGUACUGAGAGAUUCAGAGACAGACUGAAGCUGGAUCAUCAGACUGGAUCUCUGACCAUCAUGAACAUCACAAUCACAGACUCUGGAGAUUAUCAACUACAGAUCAUCAGCCACAGCAGCAAAAGUGAAAAGACCUUCAGUGUUGUCAUUCAUGGUGUUCCUGCUGCCGAACGAGAUGAAAUGCAGAGAAAGCCAUUGAAGGAGGGAGAAUCUGUCACUUUCGAUCCUGGUGACAUAAAAAACACAGAUGAUGUGAUAACAUGGUAUUUUAAUGACAUUGCCAUAGCUGAAAUCACUAGAGAUCCCAAUGGAACCUGUACAGAUGUUCAGUGUAAUGAAGGUACUGAGAGAUUCAGAGAGAGACUGGAGCUGGAUCGUCAGUCUAGAUCUCUGACCAUCACAAACAUCACAAUCACAGACUCUGGAGUUUAUAAACUUAAGAUCAGCAGCAGAAGCUUUAUCAUCCACCGGCACCGCAGCAUCAGUAUCAUCAGCCAGAAUAACUUCAGUGUUACUGAUCGGAGUGUGCUUUUAUUUGUCAUCAUAGGAAUAUGUGUUCCUGUUCUGCUGGUGCUUGCAGGUUUAAUUGAUAUUUAAGACAAUUUAAGAUUUCAUGCCCACUGGAUCAUCUUGUAAAGAGCAAGCACUGAAAACCCCUGAAGCCUUGUGACGUUUACCUGGAUUUAGCUAACCCUGGAAUGUAGGUUCACGGGGUAAGUUGAAAUGGUUACUAAUGCACCUUGAAACUAACCUGGUUUUUGGAACCAAAAUUUGAGGUUAACCGUUUGCUCUGAGUUUGUGUUCCCUGCUUCCACCAGCUAGACCAGCACCAAACCAGUUUGAGGCAGCAGGCAUUCAUGUUGCUGUAAAAUGGUCUUUGCAUCAUUUAUUUAUUUUUUGUAUAAAAUUUAAGCCUGGGUGAAUCAAAGUUCACAUUUGUAAUUUAUAAGGGGGUAGCAAUACUCAAUUAUUAAAUAUUCCUGUGCUUUGUACAGUCACAAAAACUUCCACACACUGUAUUUCAUUUCAGUUUAAGGGAAAAAUCUAAAUAGUGGUGGAAAAUUAAUUAAAAAGACAAACAGUCAGGACUAUAUAAGCACAUUUGUUGUACAAGAAUGAGACGAGCCAAAAUUGAAAAAGGUUGCAUGCUGUGUUUGUCAAAUAAGUGAUGUUUACACUGCAGUGAUGCAAAUAAGAAAGUUAAUGUGGGUUUAUGAAUUUCAAAACCUGAUAACCAAGUAUUAUCUCCUAAC